UUACAUUCACUUGACCACAGUACAGCUGAACCAAAAUGUCCAUCGUCGCAUCCCAAGUUAUCUUGCACCCAACCGUCUCCAAUUCGCUCAAGGUCCUCGCCACAACACUCGGACGGGACAAGGUCUACCGAGCUGUCCAAUACUUCGCUCGAUUCUUUGCUUGGUACCUUUUGUCCCGGGGCUACAAGCUCGAAGCUUCACGAUGGAACGCUUUGAAAGGUCACCUCGCCACAGGGAGGAAGCUCUUGCGUCUUGGAAAACCUGUGGAACAUCUGCAGGCUGCUCUCCGUGCAUCGCAGGGCACCGGUGAGAUCAAGGAGCAGCUCUUGACUAUCGCGAGACAAUUGGGUUAUUUCGGAUAUCUGACCUAUGAUGCUAUCGUCUGGGCAAAUUCCAUCCGUUUCCUGAUGCUCAAGCCUGAGACAGCGCAGAAAGUCAACAAGACCGCCAACCGCUUCUGGCUGGCCGGAAUCCUAUUCAGCAUCACCCAUGCCGUCUUCAAGGCAGGAAGAUUGACGCAAGAAGCUAAUGAGCUUCGUUCCAUGAACGAGAAGAACAUAGGUGGCGAGAACGCUAGAUUGUCGCAGCUGAGGGCUCUUGAAAGUGCUCGUGCAGACACCCGACAGCAGUUCGUGAUCGACAUCCUCGACCUCUGGAUCCCGGCUGCGAACGUCGGCCUUGUAAACUUCAACGACGGCAUCUUGGGUAUCUUCGGAGUCAUCACGUCCGUCUUGGCUCUCCGCUCGCAAUGGCUGUCCGUGACUGGUGCGAAAAGGGCCUGAUAUGCUGCUCUGUGCUUGAGGAAUAUUGGCCGUCUGCUUUGUCCCAUACUAUAUGCUCUCUUGUUCUGUAUUCUUGGAUGAUAAUUAUGAUAUUUGUGGUGUCCGAUGC
Stereum hirsutum FP-91666 SS1 is the source of this 891-nucleotide messenger RNA. RefSeq names its product peroxisomal biogenesis factor 11. The coding region runs from base 36 to 782 and encodes 248 amino acids. The record is from RefSeq and is a predicted model, not a curated record. Gene Ontology annotation, cellular component: peroxisomal membrane. The transcript has 7 exons. Lineage: Eukaryota; Fungi; Basidiomycota; Agaricomycetes; Russulales; Stereaceae. Gene Ontology annotation, biological process: regulation of peroxisome size; peroxisome fission.